Molecule: messenger RNA, 1455 nt
Organism: Saprolegnia parasitica CBS 223.65
Lineage: Eukaryota; Oomycota; Saprolegniomycetes; Saprolegniales; Saprolegniaceae
Exons: 2
Coding region: 1-1455 (484 amino acids)
Biological process (GO): microtubule-based movement
Cellular component (GO): dynein complex
Molecular function (GO): dynein intermediate chain binding; minus-end-directed microtubule motor activity; dynein light intermediate chain binding
Source: RefSeq, a predicted model, not a curated record
AUGCUCCGGUCGUACACGGUCGUGAUCGACCAGGACAAGCUCGAGCGCAUCGAGACAGCGCAGUGGCGCGCGCUUCUCUUCACGCUCUGCUUUCUGCACUCGAUUGUCCAGGAGCGGCGCAAGUUUGGACCGCUUGGGUUUGCGAUCCCGUACGAGUUUAACGCGAGCGACUUGACCGCGUCGAUGACGUUUCUGGAGAAGCACUUGUACUCGAGCGCGACGUUGUCGUGGCCAACGAUCCAGUACAUGAUUGCCGAAGUGCAUUACGGCGGGCGCAUCACCGACGACAUGGACCGCCGCCUCUUCAAGAGCUACUGCGACGAGUGGCUGCAUAGCUCGACGCUCGCGCCGAGCUUCUCGUUCAACCCCGAGACGCUCGUGGGGCACAUUCCCAACGACUUUGUGUACGCCGUGCCCGAGAGCAAUGAGCUCGACGAGUACCAUCGCGUGCUCAAUAGCUUCCCGAAAGUCGACUCGCCCGAGAUUUUUGGCUUGCACCCGAACGCUGACUUGACCUUCCGCGUCAAAGAGGUGACGAACCUCCUCGCGACGCUCAGCGAGACGCAGCCCAAGACGCAGAGCAGCAAGAACGGGCGGACCCGCGAAGAUCUCAAGGACAAAUUACCCAAGGAUUUCAUCGACGAAACCUGCCUCGAGCUACUGACCAACAAGCACGGCGGCUUUGGCGUGCCCAUGAACGUCUUUGUGUGGCAAGAGAUCCAGCGGCUCCAGACGCUCCUGAGCAUCGUGCGCAAGGUGCUCAGCGAGACGCAAGGCGCGAUCAAGGGCGAGGUGGUCGUGACACCCGACAUUGCCAACACGAUCCACGCCAUCUUUGACGCCAAAGUGCCGCCCUUGUGGCUGCACCGCGGCAUGGAGGAGCUCAGCUGGGUCGCGCCGUCGCUCGGUCUCUGGUUUGCGGGCUUGCUCGAACGCCACAAGCAGCUCGAGCACUGGGUCGAGAAGACAAAGCCCAACACGUUUUGGCUUACGGGCUUUUUUAAUCCCCAAGGGUUCCUCACGGCCAUGCGCCAAGAGGUGACGCGGCACCACGUCAACGACAAGUGGGCGCUCGACGACGUGGUCUACCACACGGAAGUCACCGAAUAUGAGAAGCUCGAGCAGAUCCGGCAGGCGCCGAAAGAAGGCGUUCUCAUCCACGGUCUCGCGCUCGAGGGCGCGGGAUGGCACAAGGGCAAUGCGACACUUGUCGAGUCAGAGCCCAAGCGGCUUUUUGCGGCUCUCCCCGUCCUCUUUGUGACGGCGACGACCAAAGCCCAGAAGAAAAGUCGAUCCGGCGACUAUGGCCCGUACGGCGGCUUUGAGUGCCCCGUGUACAAGUACCCGUCACGGAACGACCGCAACCUCAUCUUUAGCGUCACGCUGCCGUCGCGCGAGCACCGCCCGCUGCACUGGAUCCUUCGCGGCGUCGCGCUCCUGUGUACGACAGAAUAA